Molecule: messenger RNA, 1318 nt
Organism: Nymphaea colorata (pocket water lily)
Lineage: Eukaryota; Viridiplantae; Streptophyta; Magnoliopsida; Nymphaeales; Nymphaeaceae
Exons: 1
Coding region: 212-823 (203 amino acids)
Source: RefSeq, a predicted model, not a curated record
ACAUCUCGUAUCAAAAUCUUUUUACUUUUUUCGUAUGACCCUUGAAAUUUUGAACUGCUUAUAGAAAAGGGUAAUUCUAAUAGACCAGUGACCUCAUUUUCCGCCGAAUCUUAGACUAAGUUUCAGCAUAACCUUCAAAGUAGGUUGUCGUCGGCAAAAUAUUUGCCAGCACGAAGCCCUUGUAGGAAAAUAGGAAUAAGUUAGCUUGCGCAUGAAAAAUUCUGCUUUUUCUUUUUCCCAACUAGCAGCUCCUGCUGCUCUUAGGCCUCGAGUACUGCUUGAAAUAAAGACGCGCAACUUCUCCUUCCUUCAAGCUCAGAUCUCUCCGCCUCGUCCAUCAAUCAUGGCUACCAUCUUCAGAUCUCUGCAUGGGGAGGGCAACGCUGCGUUACCCAUCUCGCAGAGGGAGCAAAAGACGGCAGACGGUGGUGGCCUCAGAAAGAGAAUCAUCUCCCUCUGCCAGAUGUACCCCUCUGACUCGAGAUCUUCUGAUGCAGCCACUAGUUCCUUCUCUUGGUCUGUCAGGAGAUCCAAGUCCAUGUCUGCCAUUGGAGAUGCGGCUGGGAGCUCCCUGAGGAGGUGGUGGCAGUGGGGAUGGGGUUGGUUUUCCUCCAAGAAGGAUGGGUUCUUCAGGGAUCUUGAGACCAACGAAGGGGACGCCAUGUUGGGCUAUGGACACAGAUCAGGUUGGGGUCACGUCUUCAAUGUGGUGAGGGCUCAGAUCAAGAAAUUGAUGGUCUCCAACCCUCCGAUUCAGAGGUUUCAGUAUGAUUCCUUCAACUACGCCAAGAACUUCGACGACGGAUCCAGGAAGGAAGGUUAGGUUGGGGAUCUUUUCGUUGUCUCCUUUUCUCGAAUAAAUCGUUUACAUCUCAUGAAGACAAAAUUAAGCUGUAUUCUGUCCUUCCAUGGAUGUCUAAUGGCUUGUAAGUAUUGUUUGUCUCUAUUUUUUCGUUGAAGGAUGAAUUGAUAUUAGCGGGUGACAAAUUGGCCUUCAAGAGAACAUCAGUUAGGAGCCUGGAUGUGGCUCUUGGUGUCAUCUAUGGAGAUUUGAAAGCCAAUUCAUUUGCUUGAUUUGAUGUGAAAAGGUCAUUCAUGCCUUUGGCUAUUGGGAUAAGUAAUUGUAUUAGUUGUCUCUUCUAAAUACUGUGUAGAAUUCGGGAAGAUUUUGGUAAUUAUUUAAAAGGUGAACGGCUGUCUUGGUAGUUUGAUCUCCUUCCUUUCUUCUUUGUCCAAGACUGUAUUUUUUUCAUUUGUGUAUGUAAUUGCUGGUGGAUCAUUAAUUUGUAAUUUAUAGUGGAUGGUUUAAUUUUAUUCA